Messenger RNA from Oncorhynchus nerka (sockeye salmon), 5716 nucleotides. It is a transcript of the gene strbp, whose product is annotated as spermatid perinuclear RNA binding protein. Gene Ontology annotation, molecular function: single-stranded RNA binding; double-stranded RNA binding. The transcript has 16 exons. Lineage: Eukaryota; Metazoa; Chordata; Actinopteri; Salmoniformes; Salmonidae. Gene Ontology annotation, cellular component: precatalytic spliceosome. The coding region runs from base 213 to 2360 and encodes 715 amino acids. The record is from RefSeq and is a predicted model, not a curated record.
AUUUCAGUGAAACGUGGACUAGACGUUGAAUUGACACUUGAAUUGACGUCUGUGUCAAGCGGGAACAUACUCCCUCCGCGGAGUCCGCAGUGUGAACACAAAAACAUGUACAGGGCUCGACAUUCAGGUGCGUUUGCCAGUGGGACACCAGGCCUGUGAAAGUUACUGGAAAAAAAGAUUCUGGCCUGGGUUAAGAUCUGGCUGGAAAGCGAAUGAUGCGCGCAUUUCAACAGCAGAGGUCCUUCCGUUCGUUCGGUAAUGAUGACCGUCACGUCAUGGCCAAACACUCCACCAUCUACCCAUCGUCGUCUGAACUGGAGGCGGUCCAGACCCUGGUGUCCACCGUGGAGGGUGCCCUCAAACACGUCUCUGAUUGGAUAGACCAGAGCAAUGUCCAAUCGGUGCAGAGUAACAGCCAGGCAGACGCAGCAGCCGGCCAGACAGACGGCCAGCCGAACCCCACAGACAGCACAAUGACAGAGGACGGUAGUGCUGACCAUGACGACGACCUUAACGACGACCCCGACGUUAGUCCCAGCGCCAGCCCAGAUGACUGUACAGACAGCAGCUGCAGGGAGCCCGGUGGAGGUGUUCUGUGUGGGGUGAUGAGGAUCGGCCUGGUGGCUAAAGGGCUGCUCAUCAAACAGGACAUGGAUCUGGAGCUGGUGCUGAUGUGUAGAGAGAAACCCACUGAUGCACUGCUGUGCACUGUCUGUGACAACCUGCCCCUGCAGAUACAAAAGUUAACCGAAGACAAGUAUGAGGUGCAGCGCUGUGUGCCAGAGGCAGCCAUCUUGGUGUGUAGUACGACAGAGCCAAAACUCACCCUGAAGGUCACCCUCACCUCCCCGCAGAUGAGAGAGGACAGCGACACGGACGAACAAGUGGAGGGUGUUGAGCUGACAGACCCGGCAGACAUGCUGGACAGGCACAGAUGCCUGGUGGCCCUGGCGGCUCUGCGACAUGCCAAAUGGUUCCAGGCCAGAGUAAACGGGUUGAAGUCGUGUGUCAUCAUCCUCAGGAUCCUGAGAGACAUGUGCAAUAGACGACCAGCCUGGGAGCCGCUGAAAGGAUGGCCCCUGGAGCUGAUCUGUGAGAAGGCCAUAGCCACGUGUAACCGGCCGCUUGGUGCAGGGGAGGCCCUCCGUCGGGUCAUGGAGUGUCUCGCCUCAGGAAUCCUCCUUCCAGGAGGACCAGGGUUACACGACCCGUGCGAGAAGGAGCUGACCAACACCCUAACGGCCAUGACAGACGAGGAGGCAGAGGCCAUCACAUACAGCGCACAGCACGCUCUGAGACUGAUGGCGUUCGGUCACAUCUACAAGGUGCUGGAGAUGGACCCUCUCCCCUCUAGUAAACCCUCCCAGAAGUACCCCUGGUCAGACAGGGAGGGCUCAGGGCUGAAGAGGCCCUACGAGGAUGGGCCCACGGACGACAAAGACCUCAUCAAGAAGAUGAAGAGGAACCUGAGGAAAGUCCUCGACAGCAAAGCAAUAGACACCAACCAACCAAUGAAUGCUCUGAUGCGUCUGAAUCAGAUACGUCCAGGUCUGCAGUACAAGCUGCUGUCCCAGUCCGGCCCGGUCCACGCUCCUGUCUUCACCAUGUCUGUAGACCUAGACAGCACCGUCUACGAAGCCUCGGGCUCCUCCAAGAAGACCGCCAAGCUGCAUGUCGCUGUCAAGGUUCUGCAGGCGAUGGGUUACCCCACAGGGUUCGAUGCAGACCUGGACUGCAGUGCAGACGAGAAGUCGGACGGAGAGGGGAAGAGCGAAUCAUCUACACACUCAAGCAAUAACACAGCACACUCAGACAACUCAAAUACACUGGAGGUCCGAACUCAGGGUCCUAUUCUGACGGCCAGUGGUAAGAACCCCGUCAUGGAGCUGAACGAGAAGCGCAGGGGUCUGAAGUACGAGCUCAUAUCAGAGAGCGGGGGCAGCCACGACAAACGCUUCGUCAUGGAGGUGGAGGUGGAUGGUCAGAAGUUCCGCGGGGCGGGGCCUAAUAAGAAGGUGGCGAAGGCUUCGGCUGCGUUGGCUGCUCUGGAGAAACUCUUCUCUGGCCCCAACGCCGCCGCCGCAAACAACAAGAAGAAGAAGGUCAUCCCACAACAUGCCACUAAAGGAGCCCUAGCUGCAGCGGCAGCCUCAGCAGUAGCAGCCCAGGUGGCCAGAGGGAGAGGUCGAGCCUUCGUCAGCGCUGCCGCACCAGGGUACACACAGAUACCAGGCUUCGGGACUCCAUAUGGAUACAGUGCCGCAGCCGCCCCAGCCUACGGUUUCUCCCCCAAGAGAAUGCUUCUGUUGCCUGUCAUGAAAAUGCCUGCCUACCCCAUCCCCCACUACUCCUUCUUUUAGCACAGGGACACCAAAACACCCCACCUUAUUUUUUUUAGAAGGGAAUCUGAGUCUUUUUGUUUUUUCAACAUAUCGAGGGGGGGGGGAAACUGAACUAAAGGACUUCAGCAUGAUUUGUAAAAGAAGUGAAUAUUUCUUUUUUACUGUUUCCAACUUUUACUGAUGAAAAAAACCCUGCAGGUUUGAGUUCUUAAAAAAAAAGGAAAAACUUGAAGGAUUUGUACUGUAAAUUGUUCCAUCAUUCUUUUGAGUCUAAAUUACAGUACAGUGCUUUCGGAAAGUAUUCAGAUCCCUUGACUUUUUCACGUUACAGCCUUAUUCCAAAAUUGAUUAAAUAUUUUUUUCAGUCAAAUCUACACACAAUGCAAAGCGAAAACAGGCUAGUAAUUUUUUUUGCAAAUUUAUUACAAAAAUAAAACAGAAAUACCUUAUUUACAUAAACAUUCAGACCCUUUGCUAUGAGACUCGAAAUUGAGCUUAGGUUCAUCCUGUUUCCGUUCAUAAUCCUUGAGAUGUUUCUACAACUUGGUUGGAGUACAACUGUGGUAAUUCAAUUGAUUGGACAUGAUUUGGAAAGGCAUACGCCUGUCUAUAUAAAGUCUCACAGAUGACUGCGUGUCAGAGCAAAAACCAAGCUAUGAGGUCAAAGGAAUUCUCUAUAGAGCUCCGAGACAGGAUUGUGUCGAGGCACAGAUCUGGAGAAAGGUACCAAAACAUUUCUUCAGCAAUGAAGGUCCCCAAAACACAGUGGCCUCCAUCAUUCUUAAAUGGAAGAAGUUUGGAACCACCAAGACUCUUCCUAGGGCUCGCCGCUCGGCCAAACUGAGCAAUCGGAGGAGAAGGGCCUUGGUCCGGGAGGUGACCAAGAACCCAAUGGUCACUCUGACAGAGCUCUAGAGUUCCUCUAUGCAGACUCCACCAAUCAGGACUUUAUGGUAGAGUGGCCAGACAGAAGCCACUCCUCAGUAAAAGGCACGUGACAGGCCGCUUGGAGUUUGCCAAAAGGCACCUAAAGACUCUCAGACCAUGAGAAACAAGAUUCUCUGGUCUGAUGAAACAAAGAUUGAACUCUUUUCCCUGAAUGCCAAGCGUCACAUCUGGAGAAAACCUGGCACCAUCCCAACGGUGAAGCAUUGUGGUGGCAGCAUCAUGCUGUGGGGAUGUUUUUCAGCAGAAGAGACUAGGUGGGAUCGAGGGAAAGAUGAACAGAGUAAAGAAGAGAGAGAUCCUUGAUGAAAACCUGCUCCAGAGCGCUCAGGACCUCAGACUGGGGCGAAGGUUCACCUUCCAACAGGAGAACGACUUUAAGCACACAGCCAAGAUAAUGCAGGAGUGGCUUCAACGCAAGUCUCUGAAUGUCCUUUGAGUGGCCCAGCCAGAGCCCGGACUUGAACCCGAUUGAACAUCUCUGGAGAGACUUGAAAAUAGCUAUGCGUGUCCACUCCCCAUCCAACCUGACAGAGCUUGAGAGGAUCUGCAGAGAAGAAUGGGAGUAACUCCCCAAAUACAGGUGUGCCAAGUAGAGGUCGACCGAUUGAUUUUUCAACGCCGAUAUCGAUUAUUGGAGGACCAAAAAAGCCGAUUCCGAUUUAAACAUUUUUUUGUAAUAAUGACAAUUACAACAAUACUGAAUGAACACUUACUUUAACUUCAUAUAAUACAUCAAUAAAAUAAAGUUAGCCUCAAAUAAAUAAUGAAACAAUUUGGUUUAAAUAAUGCAAAAACAAAGUGAUGGAGAAGAAAGUAAAAGUGCAAUAUGUGCUAUGUAAGAAAGCUAACAUUUCAGUUCCUUGCUCAGAACAUGAGAACAUAUGACAGCUCGUGAUUCUUUUUAACAUGAGUCUUCAAUAUUCCCAGGUAAGAAGUUUUAGGUUGUAGUUAUUAUAGGAAUUAUAGGACUAUUUCCCUCUAUACCAUUUGUAUUUCAUUAACCUUCGACGAUUGGAUGUUCUUAUAGGCACUUUAGUUUUGCCAGUGUAACAGUAUAGCUUCCGUCACUCUCCUCGCUCUUCCCUGGGCUCGAACCAGCAACACAAAGACAACAGCCACCCUCGAAGCAGCGUUACCCAUACAGAGCAAGGUGAACAACUACUAGAAGGCUCAGAGCGAGGGACGUUUGAAACGCCAUUAGCGUGCGCUAACUAGCUAGCCAUUUCCCUUCGGUUACACCAGCCUCAUCUCGGGAGUUGAUAGGCUUGAAGUCAUAAACAGCGCAGUGCUUGACACACAACAAAGAGCUGCUGGCAAAAUGCACGAAAGUGCUGUUUGAAUGAAUGUUUACGCGCCUGCUUCUGCCUACCACCGCUCAGUCAGAUACUUGUAUGCUCAGUCAGAUUAUAUGCAACGCAGGACACGCUAGAUAAUAUCUAGUAAUAUCAUCAACCAUGUGUAGGUCCCUAGUGAUUAUGAUUGAUUGUUUUUUAUAAGAUAAGUUUAAUGCUAGCUAGCAACUUACCUUGGCUUACUGCAUUCGCGUAACAGGCAGUCUCCUUGUGGAAUGCAAUGAGAGAGAGGCAGGUCGUUAUUGCGUUGGACUAGUUAACUGUAAGGAUGCAAGAUUGGAUCCCCCGAGCUGACAAGGUGAAAAUCUGUCGUUCUGCCCCUGAACGAGGCAGUUAACCCACCGUUCCUAGGCCGUCAUUGAAAAUAAGAAUGUGUUCUUAACUGACUUGCCUAGUUAAAUAAAGGUAUAUAAAAAAGAAAUCUGCAAAUCGGCGCCCAAAAAUACCGAUUUCCGAUUGUUAUGAAAACUUAAAAUCGGCCCUAAUUAAUCGGCCAUUCCGAUUAAUCGGUCGACCUCUAGUGCCAAGCUUGUAGCGUCAUACCCAAGAAGACUCAAGGCUGUAAAUGGCUGCCAAAGGUGCUUCAACAAAGUACUGAGUAAAGGGUCUUAUGUAAAUGUGGACUCCAGUCAAGUUGUAGAAACAUCUCAAGGGUGAUCAAUGGAAACAGGAUGCACUUGAGCUCAAUUUCGAGUCUCAUAGCAAAGGGUCUGAAUAUUUAUGUAAGUAAGGUAUCAGUUCUUUAUUUUUAAUACAUUUGCAAAAAAUAAAAAAUAAACAGUUUUUGCUUUGUCAUCAUUGCGGUAUUGUGUGUAGAUUGAUGAGGGGGGAGAAAAUCUAUUUUUGAAUAAGCCUGUAACGUAAACAAAAUGUGAAAAAGUCAAGGGGUCUGAAUACGUUCCGAAGGCACUGUAUGUCAGCCUUUUUUGUUAUUUGUUGUUCUUGAGGAAGGAGUUAGGCCUUGCAAUUUGACAUAGACGACACGUUCUCUGUAAACCUGAGCUGUGUGAAGGAUGUAUAGGAAUAAUAAUGAAACUAUUUGUGGACAAAUAAAACCUUUAUCUUCUACAACAA